AUGCCGGCGCCGGCGCCCCGCCCCCUCCCUCUCCCCAUCCUCCUCCUCCUCGCCGCCGCCGCCGUCGCCACCGCGUCCGCCGCCGUCCCGCCCGCCGCGUCGCACUCCCAGCCCACGCUGCCCACGAAAGGGGCGGGCGCGUCGCACUCCCAGCCGACGAAGCCCGCGGCGCCGCCGUCCGCCGCGCUGGCCACGGCCCCGCCGGCCGAGGGCGCGCUGCUGGCGGCCUUCCUCGCCAAGGCCGACCCGACGGCGCACCUGCGGUUCCCGCUCGCCGCCACCCCCUGCGCGCACCCGGGCGUGACCUGCAGCGGCGCGGCGGGCAUCACGCACCUCGUGCUCGAGCAGGCCGGCCUCAACGGCACCUUCGCGCCGGACACGCUCUCGGGCCUCGCCGGGCUGCGCGUGCUCAGCCUCAAGUCCAACGCGCUCCACGGGCCCGUCCCCGACCUCUCCGCGCUCGGCAACCUCAAGGCGCUCUUCCUCGCCGGCAACCGCUUCUCCGGCCCGUUCCCCGCCUCGCUCGCCUCGCUGCGCCGCCUCCGCUCCAUCGACCUCUCCGGGAACCGGUUCUCCGGCGCGCUGCCGCCCGGCAUCGAGGCCGCGUUCCCGCAUCUCACGGCCCUGCGCCUCGACUCCAACCACUUCAACGGCUCCGUCCCGGCAUGGAACCAGUCGUCGCUCAAGCUGCUGAACGUCUCGUACAACGACUUCUCCGGCCCCGUGCCCGUCACCGCCUCCAUGGCGCUCAUGGGCGCCGACGCGUUCGCCGGGAACCCCGGCCUCUGCGGCGAGGUCGUCCGCCGCGAGUGCAGCGGCUCCCCCCUCGUUUUCUUCCCCGGCGACGGCAGCAGCGGCUCCGCCACUCCCCCCGCGCAGAGCGCCGGUGCCACUGGCGUAGGCCCGCAGCGCCAGGGCUUGCCGGGCUCGUCGGCACCACGCGCGCACAAAGUGAAGAAGAAGACGGCAAUGACUGUCGCGAUUGCUUUGGCAGCCGUGCUGGCCGUACUUCUCGUUUGCGCCAUAGUUGCCGCAACGAGGGGCAAGAAGCGUAGGCGUCCGAGCACGGCGGCAUACCCGAGCCCCAAGAAGAGCGCGGCCGCCUCGCAACUCAGCAGGGAGAUGGACAACUCCGACAUUGGCUAUGUGGAGUGCGUGCCGGACGAGGAGGCGGCGGCGAUGAUGAUGCCGGAGGAGAAGGCUCGCCGGCUGGGCCGGAGCGGCUGCCUGACGUUCUGCGCGGGCGAGGCCACGAGCUACAGUCUGGAGCAGCUGAUGCGCGCGUCGGCGGAGGUGCUCGGCCGCGGGAGCGUGGGGACGACGUACAAGGCGGUGCUCGACGGCCGGCUCGUGGUCAUUGUCAAGAGGCUGGACGCGGCCAAGAUCGGCCCGGCGGCUUCGGAGGCCGAGACCUUCGAGCAGAACAUGGAUGUGAUUGGCCGGCUGCGGCAUCCGAACCUCGUGCCGCUGCGCUCAUUCUUCCAGGCCAAGGAGGAGCGGCUGCUGGUGUACGACUACCAGCCCAACGGCAGCCUCCAUUCUCUCAUCCACGGUUCAAGAUCGUCCCGGGGAAAACCGCUGCACUGGACUUCAUGCCUGAAGAUAGCAGAAGAUGUUGCACAGGGCCUUGCUUACAUUCAUCAGGCAUCCCGGCUUGUUCAUGGAAACAUCAAGUCCUCCAAUGUCUUACUUGGUUCAGACUUUGAAGCUUGCCUCACCGACAACUGCCUUUCAUUCCUUCUGGAAUCAGCAGAAGUCAAAGACGAUGCGGCAUACAGAGCACCAGAAAACAUGAAGUCCAACAGAAGGCUCACACCCAAGUCAGACGUCUAUGCUUUUGGCAUCCUUCUCCUCGAGCUCCUCAGCGGCAAGGCGCCGCUUGAGCAUUCGGUUCUGGCAGCAACCAAUCUCCAGACGUAUGCGCUGUCGGGGAGGGAAGACGAAGGAGUGGACAGAGAGCGCCUCUCGAUGAUCGUCGACAUUGCGUCUGCCUGCGUCCGGUCAUCGCCGGAGAGUCGGCCAACUGCCUGGCAAGUCCUCAAGAUGAUUCAGGAGGUGAAGGAAGCAGAUGCAACUGGUGACAAUGAGGACGGCGAUCUUGAUCUUACUAGCGACUCCUAG
Molecule: messenger RNA, 2121 nt
Organism: Triticum turgidum subsp. durum (durum wheat)
Lineage: Eukaryota; Viridiplantae; Streptophyta; Magnoliopsida; Poales; Poaceae
Source: the annotation of a GenBank genome assembly